This is a messenger RNA of Hyla sarda, 1234 nucleotides long. RefSeq names its product baculoviral IAP repeat-containing protein 1b-like. Lineage: Eukaryota; Metazoa; Chordata; Amphibia; Anura; Hylidae. Gene Ontology annotation, cellular component: IPAF inflammasome complex. Gene Ontology annotation, biological process: inflammatory response; pyroptotic inflammatory response; detection of bacterium. The record is from RefSeq and is a predicted model, not a curated record. Bases 182 to 1015 code for a protein of 277 amino acids. Gene Ontology annotation, molecular function: ATP binding; cysteine-type endopeptidase inhibitor activity involved in apoptotic process. The transcript has 5 exons.
GAAGGGACUGCAUAUUUAAUGUGACAGGUUCUCUUUAAUUCUCUUAAUUUUUUCCGUACUUUCAGAGUUGCUGGUUCAUAGCAUUCAUAAAUUGACAUGUUUGGAAGAAGUAUCCAUUGUCUUACCAAACAAUACACAGAUAGUAGAUAAUUUACCAGAUGAUUUUGAAACACUUAAAAGGAUGAAGAAAAUUGUAUUUCAGAGUUCAGAAAGUGAUAUUAAUUCAGCAAAAUUCGAUAAAUUUAUCCAAAGCUUUGUAGAUCUGGAAAUUCUGCACCUAAAUUUCAAAAAACUUCAGGACUGCAAUGGCCUGGUAACCUCACUCACAACUUGUAAGAAGCUGAAAGAAUUGGAUCUACGUGGAACACGACUACAGGACAGUGACAUGGCUUUAAUAGCUUCUGCAAUGAAGAAAUUUACCAGACUGAAAAUUCUGAACUUGGCGAAACAAAAAAUAAUGGCAAAAGAUAUUUCUGAGACCUUUGCUAUAGCACUGGGCUCCCUUUUUUACUUGGAGAAGUUAUGGCUGCCAGUCGGAGUUGGCAUGGCUCAUUCUGCCAAACUAAUAAUUGAACAAUUUCAAAAUCUUCCAAAUCUCAGGUUCCUCGCCAUGUUGGAGAUAUUAGAUGAUGAUAGUAUUGCAUUAUUAGCGAAAGAAGCAAAAUAUGGAAAUUUGAAAAAUCUUCAACGUCUUGAUCUGCAAGUUAAUUCUAAUAUAACAGAAUCUGGUUGGACAACAUUCUUUGAACAGGCCAAAGACCUGCCAGAGCUAAAACAUCUGGAUAUCAGCCGGAUGUACACUCAGCAGAUCAAGUCUCAUGCAACCACCGUGACAUCCUUUGUCAAAUUUGUGUCCAGACUUCCCAGUCUGGUGAAUUUAUUAAUGUACGGGUGGCUGCUGGAUGAAGAUGAUCUGAACAUGUUCAAUGCUAUGAAAGAAAAUCAUCCUCAGUCCAAGAGUUUGACUAUUUACUGGCAAUGGGUUUUGCCCUUUUCACCAACCAUUGAGCAUUGAAGGCCUAGGGUAUGCUGCUGCAUAAAAUAACAUAUAUUUAGGGCUUAAGUCCUGCAGGAACGCAAGGGAAUGGAGUUCUAGCACUUUUUUUCACAGCAGAAACACUGUUCCGAUUAGCAGGAGUCCUGCAGGACCCAGACCCUGAGUGGAAAUCUAGGGGUAAUUUCCCAAAUUUUUUCCUAAGACUUGCCUCCUGCAUAUAGGGGAGAUUUAUCAAAA